Molecule: messenger RNA, 1136 nt
Organism: Eutrema salsugineum
Lineage: Eukaryota; Viridiplantae; Streptophyta; Magnoliopsida; Brassicales; Brassicaceae
Product: phosphoribosylglycinamide formyltransferase, chloroplastic
Exons: 5
Coding region: 77-949 (290 amino acids)
Biological process (GO): 'de novo' IMP biosynthetic process
Cellular component (GO): cytoplasm; chloroplast
Molecular function (GO): phosphoribosylglycinamide formyltransferase activity
Source: RefSeq, a predicted model, not a curated record
GACCUGUCCCGACCAAAAAAAAAACACUCCGACUCUCCGCCGAUUACACCGUCGGACUUUUUUGGUUUCUUUCACAAUGGCAUCACGGGUUUUGUUCUCUAGUCAAUUAACUUUCCCGGCGAAUCCGUCGCGGAAAACCUCGAUUGCUCCGUUAUCGCCUUCCCGGAAUGCUCUCUCCUUCUCCUAUCGAAUUCUUGUAGACCGAUUCGCUAUGAGGAUCGGACCGAUUGUAAGAGCUGCUUCGUUUGCUCCAAAGGUAGCGGAGCUCGAUGGUUCGAGAGACGAAGCAAGAAAGAGGAAGAAGCUUGCUGUGUUUGUAUCUGGAGGUGGUUCGAAUUUCAAGAAGAUUCAUGAGGGAUGUAGUGGUGGUUCAGUUAAAGGAGAUGUUGUUUUGCUGGUCACUAACAAAAAUGAUUGUGGAGGUGCUGAGUAUGCAAGAAGUAAUGGAAUUCCUGUUUUAGUAUUCCCAAAACCCCAACGAGAGUCAUCAUCCGAUGGACUCUCUCCGGAAGAGCUCGUGGAUGUUCUUAGGAAGUAUGGUGUAGACUUUGUUCUUCUGGCUGGAUAUUUGAAACUUAUACCGGUAGAGCUGGUCCAAGCUUUUCCUAAACGGAUUCUAAACAUCCAUCCUGCGCUUCUUCCGGCUUUUGGAGGCAAAGGGCUUUAUGGUAUGAGAGUGCAUAAAGCUGUUCUAGCAUCAGGAGCUAGGUAUUCAGGUCCGACAAUUCACUUUGUCGAUGAGGAGUAUGACACAGGGAGGAUACUUGCUCAAAGCGUAGUCCAAGUGAUUGCUAAUGAUACACCAGAUGAAUUGGCUAAAAGGGUUCUUCAUGAGGAACACAAACUUUAUGUCGAGGUGGUGGCUGCGAUUUGCGAAGAGCGGAUCAAAUGGAGAGAAGACGGUGUCCCUCUCAUCCAAAGCAAAGAUAACCCUGAUGAGUAUUAUUAGAUCCUCAAGUAAUGCCCUUAAGUUCAACCCCAUUGGAUCCUAGUUUAUAGUCUUCACACUGUAGAACAAUUUUUUGACCAAAGUGUAGAUUGAGAAAUGUUUCUGAAGCUAAAUUUUUUUGUUUCGGUUGGGUCAGAAAGUCGCAUGAAAGGAGAUGAAAUUAGAGCCAAAAGGCAACAUUCCAAUG